AUGAAGCCCUCCACUUCCGCCGUGUUGGCCACCCUCUUUGGGUUGAGCGCUGCUCAGUGUGCCAGGGACAACUGCCUUAGAGCUAUCGCGGCCAGUGCCUUCACGACCAUAAGCGGUACUGCCGACUGCUCCAGGUUCCUGGAGGUGACCGUCUACCCCGGUGCCUCCACUACCACCGAGACUGUCACGAUCCCGACAAGCGGCGUCUUCACCUCGACUGCCACCGUCACCGAGACCGGCCCGGCCUCCGUACAAACCAUCGUGGUUUCCCAGAGCGCCGUCGUCUCCGCCACUGCGACCAGCGUCGUCGGCAUCACCGAGGCCACCACCGUCGCAACGGAGACCAUUGUCGUUCCUACGACCGUCCUUGUGUCCAGCACUCGUACCCUCGUCUUUGGUUCUACCCAGAUCACCACCGUUGCCACCGAGACCCAGACCGUGUACGAGACCAUUGCUCUCGAGAAGCGCCAGGGCCCCGUGACCGCCGUCUCCGGCACAUUCCCAUCAUACGCAAGUGCCUGCAGCUCCGUCGCCCGCUACGCCUCGGCCUGCUCGUGCCUCGGCGUCUUGCCCAACACCGUGACCUCGUCGACCGCCGUCGUCACCGUCACCGCCUCGGUCCCGGCCACGAUCCUGUCCACCGCAGUCACCACCGUCACCGUGACCAACCCGGUCUCGGCUUCGAUCGUACUCACGACCGCGACCUUCACCUCCACGGCCCUCGAGACGGUCGUCGUCACUUCCACGGACCUCGAGUCGGUGACUGCCACGGAGUCCGUCAUUAGCACCGCCACGGAGCUCGUUGAGGAGACCGUUUCUGUGACUUCCACUUUCUUUAACAACGCUACCUUCACGACUUUCGUUACCAGAACCAGUUCGGUGCCCGUUAUUUCCAACAGCACCACCCUCACUUCCACCAUCUCCGCGUCAUUGUCCGGGUCCGAGACUACUAGUUUCGCCAACACCACCACGUCUCUUACUACCUCGACCUUGACGUCGACCUUGUCCAACACCACCACGACCUCGGUCUCCACCAGCUCCGUGGCGACGCUCUCGCCCAACGCCACCACGACCUCGGGGUCUGCGUCUAUCACGCCCAGUGUCUCGUCGACCACCAGUUUUUCCAACACAUCGACGUCGGCAGUCGAGACUGUGACGAGCUCCUCCUCCUCGAGCUUCUUCCCGAACGGCACCUUGACUCAAACAUCCCUGUCCGCUACUUCGACUUCGUUCUCCAACACGUCGACGUCGGCAGUCGAGACCUCGACGAGCUCUUCUUUCUCGAGCUUCUUCCCCAACGGUACUUCCACUCAGACAUCCCUAUCCGCGUCUUCAACCGGCUUCCCUAACGCUACUUCCACCUCGGUCUCUGCGUCUUCAAGUGGUUUCCCUAAUGCUACUACUUCUACCGGGGCUUCAUCGUCCUCAUCCGCCACUCUCUUCCCCAACAGCACCACGCCUGUGACUUCUCUGUCUGCUUCUUCUACUAUCUUCCCCAACAUUACUUCCACUUCCUUGUCCUCUUCUUCCACUCUCUUCCCCAACGGCACGCUCACUUCGACGAGCCUGUCGGUCACCCCAACUCUUUCCCUGAACGUCACUGCCACUUUCUCUGCUUCUUCAACUGGCUUCACUAAUGCUACUACUUCCUCUGCUUCUUCAACUGGCUUCACUAAUGCUACUACUUCUACCGGGACUUCGCUGUCCUCUUCCUUCACUCUCUCCUCUAAUGUCACUGCCACCGCGACUUCCCUGUCUUCGUCGGCUGUUUUCCCGAACGGCACCACGACCAGCGCCUCGGCAUCCGCUUCCUCAACUCUCUUUCCUAACACCACCAUAACCGUGUCGUCUACGAACUCUGUCAUCACCAUCACCAUCACUGACGACGUUCCUACCUCCACGGUGACUAGCAGCAGCUCUUCCUUCAGCGUCACCUCAAUCAGCAACAGCACCGUAACACCCAUCUUCGUCGAGACCACAAGCACUUCCACGGGGGAGACCUCCACUGCCACCUCUUCCGCUGAGACCACCUCUUCCGCUGAGACCACCUCUUCUGCGGAGACCACCUCUUCUGUAGAGACCACCUCUUCCGCUGAGGCCACCUCUUCCGCAGAGACCACCUCUUCUGCGGAGACCACCUCUUCUGCAGAGGCUACCUCUUCCUCGACCGUUGAGAGCAGCACCCUCGCCACCAGCACUCUCGCCACCAGCACUCUCGCCACCAGCACCCUCUCCACCAGCACCCUCUCCACCAGCACCUCUUCCUCCGCGACUGCGACCCCCACCGGCAACUUCCUCCGUAACCUCUGCCUCAAGGUGGUCACCGGCCCUGUCCCUGGCUCCGUAGUCGCCGCCGGCGCCAACCGCUUCACCAUCAAGCCCGCCGCCUCCACCGCCGCCCGCUUCGACAUCAACCUCUCCACGGGCGAGGUCUACCAGUCCAACGGCAAGCUCAUCGCCGCCCCGGCGCCGUACGAGGAUGACAACCGCCCGGUCAACGGCUACACGCCGCGCGAGGUCCUCGUCCGCAAGCUCGCGCCCGUCGUCUGCGUCGUCAACAACGGGUCCGUCACCGUCGGCGUGCCCCUCUCCUGCACGGCCUCGGGCAACGACGGCGUCAACGCCAACGACUACUCGCGCUUCUACUACAACCGCAACUCGGGCGACUCGGUCCUCCGCAUCGCCACCGCCGGCAAGCAGUUCGUCCCCAACAACCAGGAGAUCACCCUGGCCCCCUACGACGGCGACGACUGCGCCUAA
Messenger RNA from Colletotrichum navitas, 2760 nucleotides. RefSeq lists its product as uncharacterized. The record is from RefSeq and is a predicted model, not a curated record. NCBI's taxonomy places the organism in Eukaryota, Fungi, Ascomycota, Sordariomycetes, Glomerellales, Glomerellaceae. Bases 1 to 2760 code for a protein of 919 amino acids. The transcript has 3 exons.